Humulus lupulus (European hop) is the source of this 1910-nucleotide messenger RNA. RefSeq lists its product as uncharacterized. The coding region runs from base 634 to 1521 and encodes 295 amino acids. Lineage: Eukaryota; Viridiplantae; Streptophyta; Magnoliopsida; Rosales; Cannabaceae. The record is from RefSeq and is a predicted model, not a curated record. The transcript has 2 exons. Gene Ontology annotation, molecular function: S-adenosylmethionine-dependent methyltransferase activity.
CAUUUUAAUUGUUUUUUUUUGGGUUACUCUGUACUCACUAUAAUACCAGAAUCGCAUGAGCCAAUCACUCUCCCAUUUCUCUCUCUCAAAAUCCGUACAAAAUCCACAACCAAACCCACUGAGUGAAGAAUUUUUGUACAAUAAAGUUGGGUUUUGCUCGAACCCCAAUUUCUCUCUCGCUUUUUUUUCUUUGGAAAUUCAAAAAAUUGAAUCACAAGCCGACGCCAAAGCGCGUUUUGAGUAGCUGUAUGCUACGACAGAGUUUGAGUCACUCUUCAUUAUCACCAUCAUCGUCGUCAUCUUCAUCGUCUUCUUCCUAUUUUAAGUAAAUAGAUACUGACAUUUUGCGGAUUCAUUACUGAGUAGGCACUAAUAGUGACCAUGAAUGACGUACUGAGUUAUCGAAACUAAUUCAUUAAGAGGUGUGAUUUUGUUCUCUGCUUCUUUUCGUGUUGGGAUCGCCACAAAAUCGCAGUGGAUCUGAGACUUUGGAGCUUCUUCACGAUUUCUCGUUCAACAUAGGGUUGAAUAUUUCAGACGAGGCUCUUCAGAAUCUCAUUUCUUUUUUUCCGGGAAAGAAUCACUUUCUGGAAUUUCCUUUUCUCAGUGAAUCUCAUACUGAACCCCACCAAAAUGGGAAAAUCAGCUACAACCGGACGAGACUGGACUCAGAUCUACGCGAUCUACGGGCUCGACCAAUGGCAGACCUUACUCUUCCUCCUCUUCCACGCCAUCCUCUUCACUGUCCUCUCCAUCCUCUACCUCGCUUACUUCAACCCCGUAGUCCACCUCUUCGAGCGUUUCCUCGCCGUGGCCUCCGUUCCAGGCGGAGCCGCUCGUUUCGCCGCCGGGUUCACCGGCUCCGUCACGGCAAUCUCCGCCAUUUGCCUCUUCUUCGCCGCGGCCAACUUCUUCUACUCUUCUCUCCCGCUGCACUACGACAUGGCCCACCGCAUGGUCAACUCAGUAAACGAUUGGUCAACGGUUAAACACGCCCUCGACUUGGGCUGCGGCCGUGGGAUCCUCCUCAACGCAGUGGCGACCCAGCUCAAGAAAGGCGGGAGUUCGGGUCGGGUCGUGGGCCUGGACCGGUCGAAGAGCUCGACCCUCUCGACUCUACGGACGGCCAAGAUGGAAGGUGUUGGGGAGUACGUGACUUGCCGUGAGGGUGAUCCCAGGAGAUUACCUUUCGGAGAUAACUACUUCGACGUGGUAGUAUCCGGUGUGUUCGUCCACACGGUGGGUAAGGAGCACGGACCCAAGACGGUGGCGGCAUCCGCCGAGAGAAUGAGGGCGGUGGGUGAGCUCGUAAGGGUGCUCAAGCCCGGUGGGGUUGGGGUCGUGUGGGACCUGGUGCACGUGCCGGAGUACGUGCGGCGGCUACAGGAGUUGAAGAUGGAAGACGUGAGAGUCUCCGAACGUGUGACGGCUUUUAUGGUCAACAGCCACAUCGUCUCGUUUAGAAAGCCUAGUCAGCAUUUUGUGGGACCCAAUGAGGUCAGGCUGGAUUGGAGAUGCUGAUGUGGAAAAUGGAAACAUAUUAUUAUAAUAUUAUAUUAUAUUAAAAAAAAAAGAAAGAUAUAUACUUGAGGAUUAUUAGAAGAAAAAAAAGAGAAGAGAAAAAAAAAUAAUGGUUUUUUUUUCUUUCGUUUUGAAUAUUACAUAGUUUGGUAUGUAAGAUUAUAAUGAUGAUGUUUGAGGAGGCGAAGCUGACUCAGAUGGUUUGGUGGAAUAUAUAAUAUAUAUAUAUAUAUAUAUUCGUAUUUGUAUAACGUAGUUUGUCAUAUAAUAUGGUUUUAAUGCCAACUUUUCUCCAACUAGAUAUGAUUUUGUCCCGGCUUAGUGAAAGAUAUAGAAUAUGUAUAUUACUAGUCAUUUUUUAAUGCUUAUUUUUCAUCUUAUUUGAGUAA